GGGAGUGUUUGUUGACAAUACUGGGUGCAUAAACUCAAAUAUUUCUAUCAAAGCUACGUACAAUUAAGUUUCAAUCCAGUCACACAGUGAUGUCGGGUUGUUUGGAUGACGUUCGCUGUGAACUCCCAGAGUGCUGCGAAAUUGGUGAGAAGAGAAAUGCUGUUGCAUCUGUAGUGGCUGGAAUAUUUUUUUUCGUUGGAUGGUGGGUUAUUAUCGAUGCUGCUGUUAUUUAUCCUAAACAAGAUCAGAUGGCUCAUGCCUACCAUACCGUUGGUGUGUUUUCAACAGUCUCAUUUUUCAUGGUAAAUGCUGUUUCAUCUGGUCAGAUAAGGGGAGAUAGUUACAGCUCUGGAUGCAUUGGUCAAACAGGUGCCAGGAUUUGGUUGUUCCUUGGCUUCUUGCUUGGGUUUGGGGCUUUAAUUGCUGCUUGCUGGAUUCUGUUUGGUUGCUACGUUACACAUGGCUGUCAAGAUAUGGUAGCUCCCAUCCCCGUAACCAAUAGUACUAAUGCUACCACUACUACUCCUAGUCCAGUUACGUCAACUCCAAAACCAGAGGAUUUUGCUGAAGUCUAUCCAGGAGUGGCUAUCUUCUUGCAGAAUUUUUUUAUAUUUUUUGGCUCAAUGAUUUUCAAGUUUGGUCGAACCGAGGAACUUUGGGAAUGAAGUGGUGUACCAAAGCUGAACCACCACAGCUGUGCAAUCCUCUAAUUGAGGGGUCCAAGCCUCUAUUGUAUGGGAUUGAAGUAGAUAUGCAUUAAUGUAAUCAUUGUGAAUACAGUGUUGCACUCGCUAACUGUUUUAUAGUGUAACCAUGCGUAAAGAGAACAUGUAUCUAAUGUGUAAAUUGUAAAAUUAAAUUUUAGAUACUUUUAUUUAUAUUUGUGUUUAUAUUUGUCUGUGUUUAUCAUAGACUGUUCAUAGCUUUUACAAAUUUCUAAAUGGAUGUUAUGCAUGAAUCAGUUAUUGAAAUAAUAUUUACAUUUAUUUAGAUUUAUAAUUUGAACAUGAAAGGAGCAAUAUGGUCAUGUUUGUGAAACAUCUGUAAGUAAGAACAACUGUAAUAUGGCCUAAGUAAAUUAAAUCCGUAUAUGGUGUUUAUAAUAUAAAAAUAUGUCUACAUUCUAUCCUCACUUGCCUAUGCAGCUAUUUUUUUAACAUUUUGGUACAUCAUGUAUAUGUAUAUAUAUAAUGCUUAUAAUUUUGAUUUUUUUUUUAUUUCUUUAUUUGGCAUCAUAAAAAACAUGUACACAGAUUAAUGUAAACAGCAUAAAAAAAACAACAAAAAGAUAUCAAAAAUACUUCAAAAAGAUAUGGUAUGGUAAAGAUAUAAAAAUGUCAGGAUAUAUUAAAAUUCAUCAAAGGGUAAAAAUUACAAAAGACAUUCAAUAGACAAAGAACAAGGAUGCCAGGAUGACCCAUGAAACUUGUUAAUAUUAUAAAAACUUAUUUCCAAUGGGAUCCAAAUGGUAUACUGUAUAUCAUAUAAUUAUGUGUAUAAUAUAGAUGAUAUAAUCCCCUGUAUCUAUCAUAUAUAUAUUUUGUGUACUGUAUAACUUAUUCGUAUAUAUACCUACCUUAUAUAUGUAUAUAGGGGCAUAUUAUAUUUAUAAUAUAUACAUAUACAGAAUUACAUGAUGCAAAAUUAAGUUUAUGUUCUAGAUUUUUAAUCAAUAUUUAAUAUAUGUUUUGAUUAUUUUUAAUUUCUUUGAACCUUAUGCCUUGAACUAUCAUCUUAGUAUGUUCCACCGAUGUUUGUUUCUAAGGUCAGCACAUCUCUAUUGCAAAUUACAGGAAUGCCACAUGUGGUCAACCAUUAUUGUAUUCUGAUGGGUUGUUUUAACUUAUUUCCUUCAAUAAACCAUUGAAUUGACAUUG
Messenger RNA from Anneissia japonica, 1877 nucleotides. Its product is annotated as transmembrane protein 50A-like. Gene Ontology annotation, biological process: protein targeting to vacuole; late endosome to vacuole transport via multivesicular body sorting pathway. The transcript is spliced from 8 exons. Bases 90 to 665 code for a protein of 191 amino acids. The record is from RefSeq and is a predicted model, not a curated record. Lineage: Eukaryota; Metazoa; Echinodermata; Crinoidea; Comatulida; Comatulidae.